This is a messenger RNA of Cebus imitator (Panamanian white-faced capuchin), 2798 nucleotides long. RefSeq names its product glutaminase 2 (gene GLS2). Bases 402 to 2264 code for a protein of 620 amino acids. Gene Ontology annotation, molecular function: protein binding; glutaminase activity. Gene Ontology annotation, biological process: L-glutamine catabolic process. The record is from RefSeq and is a predicted model, not a curated record. Lineage: Eukaryota; Metazoa; Chordata; Mammalia; Primates; Cebidae. The transcript is spliced from 18 exons.
GGGGGCCACCGCCUUGUUCUCAUUGGGUAGCCUUACCUUUUCCCUGCCUCAAUAUUUUUGCUUCCUCAGUGAUUGGACCUGGACAUUGUCCAUUCUAGCUCCCAGGCACCGCCCUCUCUCCACCCACUAGAACUCCACCCGGGUUCUCCUGUAUCCCGGACGCUCCUCACCUAGCCCUGGUCCUGAGGGAAUGGGUGCUCCUAACCCCGGAGCCCGCUUUAAAGGGGCAGGCCCCUCCUCCUGCCCCAGCCCCACCCACCAGGCCUCCCUUCUCCAUCUUCCAGGCCCAGCGCUCCCUCACAGAGCUCCCCCGCACCUUAUCUCGCCAGCUCCGCCCUUCCUUCCCAGUCAACGCUCAGAAGUCCUGGGCGCACAGGCAGAGCCGGCGGCGUGCUGGGGGCAUGCGCUCCGUGAAGGCUCUGCAGAAGGCGCUGAGCCGGGCCGGCAGUCACUGCCGGCGGGGAGACUGGGGUCACCUGAGCCGGAGCCCUCUCCUUGGCGGGGGCGUCUGGCACCACCUCAGUGAGGCCGCGGCGCAGGGCAGAGAGACGCCACACAGCCACCAGCCGCUGCACCGGGAUCAUGAUUCAUCAGAAAGUGGCAUGCUGUCCCGCCUGGGUGAUUUGCUCUUUUACACUAUUGCUGAAGGACAGGAACGAAUCCCUAUCCACAAGUUCACCACUGCACUAAAGGCCACUGGACUGCAGACAUCAGAUCCUCGGCUCCGAGACUGCAUGAAUGAGAUGCACCGUGUGGUCCAAGAGUCCAGUAGUGGUGGCCUCUUGGAUCGAGGUCUCUUCCGAAACCCCCUAAUCCAAUCGUGUCUGGGAUCCAGGUGUGUGAGCAGCAACAUUGUGCUCCUGACCCAGGCAUUCCGAAAGAAGUUUGUGAUUCCUGAUUUUGAGGAGUUCACGGGCCAUGUGGAUCGCAUCUUUGAGGAUGCCAAAGAGCUCACUGGAGGCAAAGUGGCAGCCUACAUCCCUCAACUGGCCAAGUCAAACCCAGACCUGUGGGGUGUCUCCCUGUGCACUGUGGAUGGUCAGCGGCACUCUGUGGGCCACACAAAGAUCCCCUUCUGCCUGCAGUCCUGUGUGAAGCCCCUCACCUAUGCCAUCUCCAUAAGCACCCUAGGCACUGACUACGUGCACAAGUUUGUGGGCAAAGAGCCCAGUGGCCUGCGCUACAACAAGCUCUCCCUCAAUGAGGAUGGAAUUCCCCAUAACCCCAUGGUCAAUGCUGGUGCCAUUGUCGUCAGCUCCCUAAUCAAGAUGGACUGUAACAAAGCAGAGAAGUUUGAUUUUGUGUUGCAGUAUCUCAACAAAAUGGCUGGGAAUGAAUACAUGGGUUUCAGCAAUGCCACUACUAAAUUGGGUGUUUGCUUCAGAUUCCAGUCAGAGAAGGAAACAGGGGAUCGGAAUUAUGCCAUCGGCUAUUAUCUCAAGGAAAAAAAGUGCUUUCCUAAGGGAGUGGACAUGAUGGCUGCCCUUGAUCUCUACUUCCAGCUGUGCUCUGUGGAGGUCACCUGUGAAUCAGGCAGUGUCAUGGCAGCCACCCUCGCCAAUGGCGGGAUCUGCCCCAUCACAGGGGAAAGUGUGCUGAGUGCUGAAGCAGUGCGCAACACCCUCAGCCUCAUGCAUUCCUGCGGCAUGUAUGAUUUCUCUGGCCAGUUUGCCUUCCACGUGGGCCUGCCAGCCAAGUCAGCUGUAUCGGGAGCCAUCCUCCUCGUGGUACCCAAUGUCAUGGGAAUGAUGUGUCUGUCACCCCCAUUGGACAAGCUGGGGAACAGUCAUAGAGGAACUAGCUUCUGUCAGAAGUUGGUGUCUCUCUUCAAUUUCCACAACUAUGACAACCUGAGGCACUGUGCUCGGAAGUUAGACCCACGGCGUGAAGGAGGAGAAGUUCGGAACAAGACUGUGGUCAACCUGUUAUUUGCUGCCUAUAGUGGUGAUGUCUCAGCUCUUCGAAGGUUUGCCUUGUCAGCCAUGGAUAUGGAACAGAAAGACUAUGACUCGCGCACAGCUCUGCAUGUUGCUGCAGCUGAAGGACACAUUGAAGUUGUUAAAUUCCUGAUUGAGGCUUGCAAAGUGAAUCCUUUUGUCAAGGACAGGUGGGGCAACAUUCCCCUGGAUGAUGCUGUACAGUUCAACCAUCUGGAGGUGGUCAAACUGCUUCAAGAUUACCAGGACUCCUACACACCCUCCGAGACUCAGGCUGAGGCAGCAGCUAAAGCCCUGUCCAAAGAGAACUUAGAGAGCAUGGUAUGAGCACAGGUCAUGGAUAGCCCCCGCUCAAGAAAAAGCAUUAGCUGGCCACACAUGUAAUCCAUACCCACCAAAAAUGCUAUGGAGAGCUAUACUGCUUCAGUCGGGACCAAGCAGUCAUUUGGUAACUUGGGGUACCGCUUUCUAUGAGAGUCAAAAUACCCCAUCCCCUCAGCAGACAGAGUACAGAGAAGGGCUAUCUCUGGAUAGCAGUAGAGCUAUCCAGAGAGAGCGGGCUUCAAAGUACAGCCAAAUGGCUUGCCCCACUCAAAACCAUCCCAGGUCUUCAACCAGGUCUCCUCUUCCUCUGCCUGAAGAAACCAUCAUGAGAGAGAGACACUCUGGUGGAGGGACUCUAGCUACCAUGCACAUGUAUAUAUCCACAGAAUAAGGGAAGUGGGAAUGGCUGUAUAUAUGGCUUUAGUAGUCUGGAAAGAUCUACUCCCCUUGGCCAGGAGAUGCUGCUGCUACUGCUAACAGCAAUUUUAUAGACAGAGAAAGUAUUUUAUGUUCAAAUAAACUUUAAUUAUCAAAUCA